Molecule: messenger RNA, 1030 nt
Organism: Spirodela intermedia
Lineage: Eukaryota; Viridiplantae; Streptophyta; Magnoliopsida; Alismatales; Araceae
Source: the annotation of a GenBank genome assembly
AUGGCGAGGAGAGCGGGGACGGGGGCAGAGGCGGCGGCGCCGCCGUGGUUGGAGCCGCUGCUGGCGACGACAUUCUUCGCCUCGUGCACCCUCCACGGCGACGCCGCCCGCGGGGAGUGCAACAUGUUCUGCCUCGACUGUCCCUCCGCCGGCGCCUUCUGCUUCUACUGCCGCUCCUCCGCCCACGCCGACCACCGCUCCAUACAAGUCAGCCACUCUCUCUCUCUCUCUCUCUCUCUCUCUUUCUCUCUCUCUCUCUACAUAUAUAUUGUCUUCAUUGCUUGUGCUGACGGCGGCGCCGCCGGGUGGGGGUGAAGAUACGGCGGUCGUCCUACCACGACGUCGUGAGGGUCUCGGAGGUGCAGAGGGCACUGGACGUCAGCGGGGUCCAGAACUACGUCAUUAACAGCGCACGCGUCGUCUUCCUCAACGAGCGCCCUCAGCCCAAGGGGACCUCCUCCUCCUCCUCCGGCAUCGGCGGUGCCGCCAAGUCUGCUGCCCACCUCUGCGAGAUCUGCUCCCGCACCCUCCUCGACCCCGUCCGCUUCUGCUCCCUCGGCUGCAAGGUUUCUCUCUCUCUCUCUCUCGCUCUCCCCCUCUCUCCCUCUCUCUCCCUCUCUCUCCCUCUCUCUCCCUCUCUCUCCCUCUCUCUCCCUCUCUCUCCCUCUCUCUCCCUCCCUCUCUCUCUCUCUCUCUAAAGCUCGCUCGGCCCACCUGCUUAAAAAACGAGGAAUGGCGGCGGUGGUUCAUCGUGGGUGUGCUGUCGGUGCAGCUGGAAGGGAUAAAGCGGACGGGCGGCGGCGCGACAUUCCUCCUCGACGACGACGGCAGCGGCGGCGGCGGAGGCGGCGGCGGCGACGGCGGCGGCGUCGGACAGGAGCCGACGACUUCAGCCCCCCGGCACCGGCGGCCCCCAGACAGGCGGAGGCCCGCCGACCGCAGUCAGGACCUCGCCGCCGGCCACGUCAUCGCCGCCGCCAAACCCCGGCGGCGGAAGGGCAUCCCCCGCCGCUCCCCGCUGGCCUCCUAA